Symbiodinium pilosum is the source of this 1474-nucleotide messenger RNA. Lineage: Eukaryota; Dinophyceae; Suessiales; Symbiodiniaceae. The record is from the annotation of a GenBank genome assembly.
GCAAUACAACGUGACUAAGCUCGGCUCACCCAAGGCCAAGGCCAUCCUCAGGAGUGAGCUUGAGGCUGUUGGGCCAGUGCCGUGGCGGACCGAAGUCAAUGAGCAUGCGGCAUACCUUGAGCAGAUCUCCCAUGAAAUCUUGGAUCGACAUUUUGCAAUCAAGGCCAACGGCCCACGGUCAUCUUACAUCAGUGAUGCAGUUUGGCAACUUCGCGAGCACAGGAACAGGUUGAAGGCACGCACCAGAUUUUGGAAGGAAGGUCGUGGUGUUGCCCUCCUCAAAGCUGGCUUUGCUCGAUUAGCCGGGCGCAGCUGCAAUCUCAAGUGGCAUAAGAUAGGCCUGCUGUAUGACCUUUUUGCUGCCGCCAUCAAGUUUAGUACGGGUCGCAUCAAGUCUUGUAUAAGCGCUGACAAGCAGCAUCUCCUGCAGCACAUUGUGCAAGCCAGUGCCAACGGGUCCAUGCAGCAGAUCCAGAAAGCAAUCAAGCGCUGUGGUCUGGGAAGACGUGUAAAAAAUCAGUCUGGAAGGCCUGCCCCCCUUUUGCUUGAUUCUGAAGGGCGACCCGUCUCCAACCGCGAGGCUUUGGACGAUCACUGGCUGCAACAUUUUGGACAGAUGGAGGCCGGAGAAAGGAUCAGCUUUCAGGAGUUUGCCAGCAUUGUUGCUGCGCCCAGAAACCUCCCAGAGGUCACUAUUGACUUGAGGAUACUCCCCACCUUCCAGGAAGUCGAGCGGCAAUUCCAACAAGUUCGAUGUGGAGCCGCGUCGGGACUUGACGGCCUCCCUCCUGAGCUUUUCAAGGCUGCUCCACAGUUACUGGCUAGGCUAUUUCAUCCUUUGAUGGUGAAGUCUUCGCUUUGCCUUGCGCAACCAGUGCAGUGGCGAGGGGGAGUGCUUUUCGAGGCGUACAAAAAUAGCGGCUCUCCUUCAUUGUCUGACAGCUAUCGGGCGCGUCGAGUUAGGAGACUGAGCUUCUGCGCCCUGUUCCUUGACACGAAAAGUGCAUACUACAGAGUGGUGCGGGAGCUUGCGUUUGGAUCCUUGGAGGAUGACAGAGCGGUGGUUGAGCUCUUCCAACGCUUUCAAGUACCGCCGUCGGCACUGGAGGAGCUCAUGAAAGUGGUUCAUGCUGGUGGAACAAUGGCGCAGGCCGGCAUGAACGAGCAUUUGCGAGCCCUUGUUCAGGACCUCCACAUCCAUUCUUGGUUUGUCACUCCGUACUCAGACGGAAGCAAAGUCGCCAUGUCUCGCGCGGGUUCGCGUCCUGGUGAAUCGUGGGCUGACAUUGUUUUCGCUUUUGUCUACUGCAAGGUGCUGGAUGAAAUCAAGCAGGAGGCCCAGAGUGCAGACCUGGUCUUGACGCUUCCCUCUGCCGGAGACUGCUCACCUUUGCAGUGGAGGAAUCGGAUGGAUUUGUUGAUGCUCCUGUACAUGCGACAUGGGCGGACGAUUCUGUGUUCUUCACUGGGGAUG